AUGGAUGGUCAUUCGCGACGAUCACGUCAUACUAAAGGUUCGAAACAAUCUCGAAAACCACAUCCAAACGCUCUUCGUCCUAUUAUAUCCGGUGAAAUAACUCCUCAAUAUCCAUAUCAAUCAGAAAGUUCAAUAACACGACCACCAGGUAGUAUAAAUUCCGAUCGAUUAAAUGCUAUUAUUGAUGAUAUAACAUCCGAGGGUGAUGAUGUACGUACUAUACCAUCAUCAAAAGUUUCAACAAAAUCAACAUCAAAUUUAGUUGAACCAAAUUCACCACCUAUAAAUGAUAAUCAUUUAUCACUUUUCACAUUACCACCUGCAAAUAUUUAUAAUCGAGAUCGUACAUCAUCAACACAAAGACCAGAACGAACAAGAAGAAGUUCAAUAAAAGAUAAAAAAUGUUUUCCUCCUAUAUCUACAAUUGAUGAUAGAACUGAUCCAAAUGGUCGGCGAAGAUCAAUUGGUGAAUUUCGUCGACAUCAAUUAACUGAAUGUAUGGAAUAUUAUCGACAUUGUCUUGAAUCAGCUCAAAAUUCAAAUACAAUUAGUAUCAAUGAUGAUCCAACAAAUAAUGAUAAACGAAAACAAUAUGCAACAACACUUUGGUAUGACUUAAAAAGAUAUUUUAAUGGAAUAAAUUCAUCUGAUGAAAAUGGUAUCGAAUCAGAAAAACGUUCAAUUGAACAUCAACGCAAAAAAUAUCUUGAUGAUUUUUAUUCUGAAUUUACUCAUUGUGAUUUUGAACAAUCACAUCAUUAUCAUGAUAAUUCGCCUAUUCAACGUCGUCAUGUAAGUGAAUUUCAUUUAAAUUAUUGUCGUGAAAUUGAUAGAUCAAUGGAAAUAUUAUUUUUUAAAUGGGAUCAAAUUUUAUCAUUAUUUCCAUCUUUUGCUGCACUUGAACAAUAUGAUAAACGUUUUGAUUCACGUACAAGAGAAGGACGAAUGUUUUAUGAAAAAUUAACUGUUUAUCAAGCUUGGUUUAAUUUAAAUUCUGAAAUCAAUCGUUUAAUUCUUGUUCUUGGUCGUAUUAUGGCAUGUACACAAUGUUAUAUGUGGCCAAAUGUAUCAUGCUCAUCAGCACCUAAACUUAAUGAUAAUGCAACAAUAAAUGCAUCUCGUCCGCCAACACCUUCAUCAACAUCAAGUAUUGACCAUAAAGAUGUAUUUGGUGCAUCUCCAUCAAAUUCAUCAUAUUAUUUAAUAAAUCAAACACCAUUUAAACAUCAACAUUCAACUAUAUCAAAUUCUUCACGUGUGUCAACAUCAUCAUCAUUUUCAACAACACCUGACGCAGCAACAACUAAACGACACCAUACCAUGACAUCAGUACCUAGUAUGGAUAAUAUUUAUCAAUAUUUAACAUCAACGUCACCAUUAACAGAAUAUUAUUAUAGAUAUAUUGAUGAUCAAUUAACACAUGCUCGAGUUGAAUUAGUAGCAAGUAUAUUUCGUUCAAAACAUGGACCAUUAUUACAACGUUUACGUUAUAUAUUUCGAAAAGAACAAACAACAAGUGGAAAUCUUAUAGCAACAACAUUUGAUUCAGUAUAUAAAAAUCAUCCAUUAUUACCAGCUAAUAUUGUUCCAAAUGAUUAUUUAAUUGAUGCUGGACCUGAUAAAUUAAUUGAUGAAUUUUUAACAUUAAAUAAACAAAUACAACAACAAAAAAACCCAAAUCUUGCAAAUAAAAAGAAAAAACAAAAUACAGCAAAAUAUCCUGAUCUUGUCAUAAAUAUUCUUAAUCGUUUUGAUCAAAAUCCAACAUUAACAUCAAGUACAUUUCCACCAGCAUCAGCACCAACAUUAGUUUUAAAACUUUUAUCUCAAGAUCGAAGUAUAAUUAAACGUCAAUCAUAUUUUCUUGAUUAUCUUGAUCCAACAUUAUUUCCACAUUUACCCGGCUCAACUUUAUUUCCUGAUCCAUGUACAUUCCUUGAUAAUUUAUCAAUGAAUUCAUUUUCACCAUUAACAAUCGAUGAAAGUAUAUUAACUGCAAAAAUGUUAACAAUAUGUUAUCGUCUUUAUGAGAAACAUGUUUGGACUGAUAGUGGCAAAUUUUCUGAUAUGUUUGAAUUAUUCCAUUUACCAUCACUUUAUCCACAAUAUGUUUUUCUUGUUCAAAUCCCAUUAGAUUUAAUGCUUGCUUGGCAAAAAUAUCAUCAAGAUAGAAAAAUGGAACAAACAUCAACAACAGGUGCUCUACUUUUAUUAAUUGAUGAAUGUAAAAUAUUAAUUCAUAGUGCAACAUUAAUUCGUCAUUAUAUUAAAAUAAUGAUUACUGAUAUAUUUGAAAAACCUGAAUUAAGAUUAAUUGAAGAUGAAUUAACACAUUUUGAUCAAAAUAUAAUUGAUACUAUGCAUGAAAUUAUUAGUUAUAUUGAACGUUAUAUUGAACUUUCUUUACGUUCAAAUUUAUUUCAUAAUUGUACUAUUCUACUUAAAGAACAAUGGAAAUCAUUAAAACAAUAUGCUACAAUGAUGAAUAUUGAAGAAUUACUUGGUGAAAAAUUUUUUAAAAUGUAUUCAAAUAUAAUAAAACAUUUUCAUGAUUAUAUUGAUAUAUUUCAUUCAACAACAGCACCAACAGAUACAAAUAAAAUGGAACAUAUUAAAAAGAAAAUACAUCGAAAAUAUCAAAAAAAAUUAACAAUAGAUAUUUUACGUGAAGCCAAAGCUAUUUAUGAUGAUUGUGCAUUAACAAUGAAUAUUUAUUUACAAAAACCUGUUUGUCGAAGAUUUUUACUUAUUCUUAAAACAGCUCGAUUUGAAAGAAUUAAAUUAGUUACCGAACCUCAUCUUCAUCAUCAUCACCAUCAUCAUACACAUACGAAACAUGACAAAGAUGCAUCACCAUCAUCUCAAUGUCUUUUAUUUGCUCCAGCUGAAUAUUUUGAAGAUAAUGCAACAAAAUUUCAAUUACUUCGAACAUUAUCAUCAUCUUUUCGUAUAAAUACGAAUACAAAUUCAUCUGGUGACUCAAAUGAUGAACAAUCACCUCAAACUCAACAACAAUCACCAACUUCAUCUCAACAACCAACGAAUUCUACAAUUGAAAUGUCUCCUCCAUUAGUCUAUGUACUUUGUGUACCAAUAUCAAAUGAACUUGAAUCAGAAUGGCGUGGAGUAACACAUACAAUAUCAACAAAUAAAAAUUUAACAUCAAUUUUACCAUUGAAUACAAAUUGGAAAACAACAACAAUAUUUUUAUUAACACAACAAACAAAUAAUCUUGAAAAAUUUGAAGAAUCAUUUAAAGAACGUUUAUCAAAAACAAAUGUUCAACAAAAUGAUUUAUAUAAUUUUGAUACAAAAACAGGACAAAUAUUACAAAAACGUUCAUGUUUUGAAAAAGUUGAUCGUGCUAUGUGUGAUUUAGCUCAUGCAAUAAUAAGUUUAAGUAAUUGUGUUGUAAAUAAUGUUGAACAAUUUGAAAAAAUCAUUGAGACAAUUGAUAAUCAAACUUCACAUGAAAGUGAUAUUGAACAAUCGGAAAAAAUUGAUACACGAACAUAUGUUCAUACUGAAGAACUUGCAUUUUCAUUUGGUAUGGAUAUCAUACGAGAAACAAGUUAUUAUGCAACACAAUUAGAAACUAAUACAUUAAAAACUCAAGCUGAACGGCAACUUGCAUUUGCUAAUCUAUGGUUAAAAUUUGUUCGUAAGAAAAAAACAACAACAAGUAUGUCAAAAUAUCCUACAACAAUACCUAUGUGGUUAUUACCUGGUAUACAUUUUCUUCGAUAUAUAUGUUCAUUACAUUUUACAAAUCAUAUUAAUGAUGAAGUUUUUAAUAAAUUUUAUGAAAAUAUGCAACAAACAAUUAAUUGUUUACAUAAUCCAAAUGUUAAUUAUGAACUAAAACCAAUAAGCCCAAAUACUCGACCAAGAAAAUUAUCUAAACCACUUUCAACAUCAUCAGUAAGAAAAAAUUCUUAUGAUAAACAUCAGAAAAAAAAAUAUAAAUUAACAAAAAUUCAACAACUUGUAAUUAUGGAUAGAAAAAUAGAUCGACAACGUUUUAAAGAUGGUCUUAUUGGUAAAAUAAAAUCCGAUGAUGGACAUCCAAUUCCAAUGCCAUCAAUAUCAAAACGAAUGGAACAAGAUUUAGCAUAUUUAAAAAUACGAAAUUUUCAUAAAUUAAAUCUUCUUUCACGUGGACAAUAUGCAACAACUUAUAAAUGUACUGUUGAACCCAAUGAAGUUCUUUGUUAUAAACAAUAUAAAAUUCAACAUAAUGAUGCAAAUGCUAUUGCUACAGUUCUCGAACAAUUAGUACCACUUAUGCAUAUAAGUCAUGAAAAUUUAAUAAAAUAUCGUGGCAUUGCUCUUGAACAUGAUCAUAUAUUAUUUUUUAUGGAAUAUUGUAGUCAUGGUACAAUAGCACAACUUUUACUUGGUACAUCUCCAUUAUCAUCAUCACAUACAGAUGCACGUCGUGCAUCAAGUUCAUUAGUAUGUUCAUUAAAUGAUACAUCAUCUGUUGAUAAAGGUAUUAUACAAACAACAGCUGGUUUUGCUUUUUUUGAAGAAUUUCUUGUGCAACGUUAUUUAAGACAAUUAUUAUCAGCAUUAUCAUUUUUACAUGAUAAAGAAAUCAUACAUCGUGAUCUACGUAAUGUUAAUAUAUUUUUAACAGAUUCAACCAAACAAUCAAUUAAAUUAGGUGAUGUUAAUCUUGUUUAUGAUUUUAAAUUUAUGAAAAAACAAUCAUCAUUACUUGAUAUGGAAGCUAUUGCUAAUAUACGUGAAUCAAUUGUUUUUUAUGCACCUGAAACAAUAACACAAAAUGAAACAACAGUUAAAUCUGAUAUAUGGUCAUUAGGUUGUACACUUGUUCAUAUGUUAACUGGUCGUAUACCAUGGAGUAAUCCAUCAAUAGCAUCAAGUGCUUAUUAUUGGAAAGUUAUUAAUUGGGUUGCAAAUGGUGUACAACCAACAAUUCCAACAGAUUUAAGUUUAUCAAAUGAAUGUAUUAAUUUUCUUGAACAAUGUUUUCGACAUGAUCCUAAUCUACGUCCAUCAUCACAAGAACUUCUUGAACAUCCAUUUGUUAAAGAAAAAUAA
Messenger RNA from Rotaria sordida, 5067 nucleotides. Lineage: Eukaryota; Metazoa; Rotifera; Eurotatoria; Philodinida; Philodinidae. The record is from the annotation of a GenBank genome assembly.